Molecule: messenger RNA, 1754 nt
Organism: Tinamus guttatus (white-throated tinamou)
Lineage: Eukaryota; Metazoa; Chordata; Aves; Tinamiformes; Tinamidae
Source: RefSeq, a predicted model, not a curated record
UUAUUAACAACGAGUGGCACGACUCAACAAGUGGAAAGAAGUUUCCCACCUACAACCCCUCAACGCUGGAGAAAAUUUGUGACGUUGAGGAAGGAGACAAGCCUGAUGUGGAUAACGCAGUGGAAGCGGCAAAAGCGGCGUUCCAGAGGGGAUCUCCGUGGAGAGAGAUGGAUGCCUUGAGCAGAGGGCGGCUCUUGCACAAACUGGCUGAUCUUCUUGAGCGAGACAGAGUCAUCCUUGCAACUUUGGAAACAAUGGACACAGGAAAACCUUUUCUGCAGGCAUAUUUCAUUGACCUGGAAGGUUGUAUAAAGACACUUCGAUAUUAUGCUGGAUGGGCUGAUAAAAUCCAGGGCAGAACUAUCCCCGUGGAUGAAAACUUUGUGUGCUUUACCAGGCAUGAACCAAUGGGUGUCUGCGGAGCUAUAACUCCAUGGAACUUCCCCUUGCUGAUGCUGGUUUGGAAGAUGGCACCAGCUCUGUGCUGUGGGAAUACGCUGGUUAUUAAGCCGGCCGAACAAGCUCCUCUCACUUCGCUGUACGUUGGCUCGCUGAUCAAGGAGGUGGGUUUCCCUCCAGGUGUGGUGAACAUUGUGCCAGGCUAUGGCCCCACAGCAGGAGCUGCCAUUUCUACCCAUCACAGCAUUGACAAAAUCGCUUUUACUGGAUCCACAAAGGUUGGAAAACUGAUCAAGGAAGCUGCUUCCAAAAGCAACCUCAAAAGAGUGACGUUAGAGCUUGGAGGGAAAAACCCCUGCAUCGUGUGCGCAGAUGCGGACUUGGACUUGGCAGUGGAAUGUGCCCAUCAAGGCGUGUUCUUCAACCAAGGGCAGUGCUGCACGGCUGCCUCACGAGUGUUCGUGGAGGAGCAGAUAUACCCCGAGUUUGUCAAGCGCAGCGUGGAGUACGCCAAGAAGCGACUUGUUGGAGACCCCUUUGAUGCCCGAACUGAACAAGGGCCCCAGAUUGACCAAAAACAGUUCGACAAAAUCUUGGAACUGAUAGAAAGCGGGAAGAAAGAAGGCGCUAAGCUGGAAUGUGGAGGUCUUGCCAUUGAAGACAGAGGCCUCUUCAUAAAACCCACUGUGUUUUCGGAGGUCACUGACAACAUGCGCAUCGCCAAAGAGGAGAUUUUUGGACCAGUUCAGCCAAUUAUGAAGUUCAAGAGUAUAGAAGAGGUCAUAAGAAGAGCCAACAGUACUGAAUAUGGACUCACGGCCGCUGUGUUCACAAAGAAUCUGGACAGAGCAUUAACAUUAGCUUCUGCAUUGCAGUCAGGAACUGUCUGGAUCAACUGUUACAAUGCGCUGUAUGCACAGGCUCCUUUUGGUGGCUUUAAAAUGUCAGGCAAUGGCAGAGAGCUUGGUGAAUAUGCUCUGGCAGAAUAUACUGAAGUGAAGACGGUCACCAUUAAACUCUCCCAGAAGAGUCCGUGAAAGCAGAAGGCCUAAAAGUGCUGACACUCUGAAUGUGACACAUGGGGGACGUGUUCAGAGCAAGGGGGAGGGAAGGGGUAGGAAGGAAAAUGGAAACAGCCCUUGUUUUGGAGACACAUUUUACCUUAUUCCUCUAGAAACACUGAAUCUCCUGGACUCCAUUUUGUCACCUGGCUCUUCAAACGCUGAUUUAACUGACCCUCCUGGCAGCACAGCACACUCUUGGACUACGCAAGUCCCUGCUGUGUAUGUGGGUGCUACCAGUGCUUGAAAUACUGGCCACUGUCUGCAGGACAUCUGCUUUUCAGGCUGCGCCCC